UUUGCCGGCACACUUGGUGCGAACGUAGCUUCGAAAGAUUUCUGUUUUGAUGAAACAUGGUAAAAGAAAAAGGGAAAAAAUUAAAAUAAAAUAUGAACAACUAACCAAUUCAAAAUGUAGGGGAAAAACUGAUCAAUAGUAAAUAGGAGAACAAUUUCUGUAUUGGAACUUAAGGGAAAUUAGAUUAACGUGUGCUGCGAUACAUACAUGGAAAUACGACAUUUAACUCGAGAAUCGAUUUACUUUGGUUGUUUAAAUCGUUCCUCUCAAAGUAGAACAAUAUAGCUAUUGCGAUGUCCACAAAAAGUAUGUCUGAUAUCAAGGUGCUGAAAGAGCAAGCAAAAAGGGAAAGAAAGAACAAAGCACUUGCACAUGUUAAAUUAACAUCUUGCAAGGUUUCUGAUGAUUUUCAAUUUAAUCUUGAACGAAGAAAGAAACCAGAUGAUAACAUCCUUUACAAAUCAGUUCAGCAUGUUCUGGGGGACUUUGAUGUUUUUGCAAAAGCCAUACAUGUCAAAGACACUCAUCUAUACCUUGGAUUGGACAACACAGUUCCAGGAACCCCUGAAGUUAAAGAUGUUGAAUUUGACAUGCCUCUUGUUAAAUCGAUGAAUGGGACCAGCCAUGCUGCUCAAAUACAAAAGAUUGUAAACAAUAUAAAAAGUAAUGGGAGAACUGUCGAAUUCAAAGAACCACAAAGCAAAUUACACACAAAGAAAAAUCUGAAGAAACCACCAAAUUUGAUAGUGCACACAAGGAACACUGAAAUAAAAACACCAUCUAAUAUUGAAAGUAUUUUAAAAGAGAUGACUCAAGGCCUUGCACCUCCAUUGACAGACAUUGAAACACCAGUCAAGGCUUCCAGUGAUGCGAGUAGCUUUGUUUUUCCAAAAAAAACUAAACAGACCCCAGUGAAGAAAGAAGCUGGUGUCACUCAGUGUACUCACUCAGUGUCAUCAAAGGUAGAUAUUCACAGAAGAGACAAAGUAUUAGAAUUACCCAAGGUUCUGUCUAACAAGGAUGGUUCACAACAUGAUCAAAAUGUGCACAUCAAGUCUGAAAAGAGCCAAUCUCCAGAACGUAAGCUAUCAUCUUCAUCUACAUCCUCUAGCUCAGAUAGUAGUGGUUCAGAAAGUUCAACUUCAUCAGAUACGGAAGAUGAAAAGCCCCCAAAUAAAGUGAAUGACUUGAAGAAACCUAUCAAUAAAAACACUUUAAACUCCUCUCCAAAGCUUUUUAACAAUAAUUACCUCACACAAGGAAAUAAUUUGAAUACUAAGCAACACAAUUCAACUCAAAAUAACAACUCAAAGACAAUUCCAGACACCCCUCUAUGUUUAACUAAACUUGAUAACAAAGACACUGAAGCUUUAACACAUAGUCCUUUAAGAGUAACUGAAUUGUGGGGUAUCGACGAGAAGCCAAUCAUUUCUUUGGAUAAUGGUGAUGAUUUGUUUAGUGAUAUAAAUUUAAAUUUCCCGGGGCCUAUUGAUGAGGAUAUUAUGCAAGAGACAAAACCUGCAAAGGAUAUUUUAAGUGUUAGUGAUGUGCCAAUAAACGACAAUCAAAAUGACCUAUCAGAUAUACUGACUGACCAUGUGUUUGAUAAUGAUUAUAAUAGUCAAACAGCUUCAACCCCUUGUUUGCCGAAGAAGGGUCCAAGAGUAUUGUAUAGAAAAGACAGUGAUCGUACAGGUGAAAAAACUAAAUCGUCAACUAAAAGUACAGAAAAAGAAGACAAGUCUUUUCCAUCUGUAAAAAUAAAUUCGGGCUCUAUGGGUCAUAGCUGCCUUACUAAAGCUCAGUUAAAGAUGCCAGUUCGUAAGAAGUCUUUGUCUGAGUCUAGUAGCACAAGCAAUGAUGAGCUAAGGAUGAAAGUAAAGGAAUCACAAAGGUCUAAAAAAACUAAUAACACUGAGAAGGUAACUAAUACAGAAAAACAUACCAAAGAAGCAAAACCUAAAGUUGUUAACCUACCUAAUAGUUUUGAACAUCUAAAAACACCAUGUAUAUAUUCUAAAAAAAGUGAACAGUUGAUCGAUAGCUCUAAUUCUAUUUCCAAGGUAGUAAAACCUAAAGAUCAUUUAUCUACUGAAGUAACUUUAAAUGGUAUAAAGGUAGAAUUGGAAGAUAAUAACCAGACUGACCCAACAGAAGUCCCCUGGGACAUGAGUAAAUCCAGCAGCAAUAGCAUGCCGUUUGUUGCUGAAGUCUUAAAUGUGCUGACAGAUACGCAUAAAAUAAAUAAAGUUUUAAACCAUAAUACCAUAGGGACUGAUUCUUUGCAUGUUAAUCAGGCAGUACCUGAAAAAACUCUUUCUGCAAAUAGUGAGUUACCUAAUGAAUCUUUUUCGAAGUAUGAUAACAGUAUAUUUAGUAACACAUUGAAUAUAAUCAGCCCAAUGAAUUCGCCAGUCAAAGAUAUGGUUGAGAAACCUGUAUCGGUAGGUACGGAAGAGCCAUUGGAUGUAAAACCAUCUGAUAACCUUCCUCACUUAACAGAAGAGGAUUUAAAACACUUAGAUACCCAAUCUUACUCACCCCCACCAUUUAAUUCUCAAGAGGACAAAAAGAGUCCUUCAAUAACUACAGUACAUGCAAUACCCGCCAAACAUGAAGACAUAGAGGAAGCUAUUGUUGUCCCUGUCUUGAUUUCACCUAAGAAAGAAGACAGCUUUUUAGAUGUGCCAGACGAGCGAAAUGUUGUUCCAAUGGAUAUUGAAUCAGAUGAAGGGGAAAAUAUUUUGGCUUUUCCUCAAGAAAUUGACAUGAACCCAUUACAACAAGAUCGCGUACAGGAAUCGAUUCAAAGCACCUUCACCCUGCAGAAACAAAAAGAAUUGACUGAAAAACCACACGUGGUGCAUCAGGACUUAACGUUGCAGGAGAAGAAUUUGCAAAAUUGUUCACGUGAAGCACUAGAAAUUGUAAAAACAUUGAGUGUGGACCCAACUGUGUUUACACAAAUCAAAUCCCAAGUUAAAGAAAAUAUACCAAGAUUGUAUAAUGCAUCUGAUAAAUUACCUACACUUGACUCUGAAACAGAAAAUCCUUGCUUAAAAAUAAAAAUACCUUUGCAUUUAAUAAAACUUAAAGACUCGACUAUAAGCAAUUACAAAAAUAGGACUUCCAAACCACUGCCUACUCGCAGGAAAAGUAUAGCACUAGAAAAUCGUGUGUCACCUAAUUUAGAAGAUGAAGACGUUGAUGUUGAGCGCAUAGAUUCACCGUUAAAACGGAAACGAAAACUAAGUGAAAAAGAUAGUUCUAGUAGUGAAGAUGAAGACGAGACUGUAAAAUCAGCUUUAGAUUCAAAUCAUACUGCUUCUGAUCUGUUUAAACCACCGAAUGGUAUUACUACUGGAAAGUUACUUGUGCGUAUCAACUUGUCCAAGCUGAAAAGACGACCUGUUAAGAAGGAUUUGAAGCCUGGUAGAGGAAGACCGAAAAAAUUUAAGCCAGUCACUGAAGUAACAACAGAUGAAUUAAAAAAAGAAGCUGAUAGUCCAAGUCGUGUCGAAAUGGAUACCAAUGCGACUUUGAACACAACUACACAAUCUGUUACUAUCAAGCAGGAACACCAUAACGACGAUGUUGUUUUAGCGCAUGACCUAAAUAAUUCAGUCAGUUCAAAUAAGCACGAAAAGAAAAAACGUGGCCGUCCGUCCAAAAAUAAAGAAUCAGAAGUUAAGGACAAUAACGUUUGUUGUGAGUGUGGCACGUUGCAAAAGGACCAAGAACGCGAUGCUAAGAAGUUAGCAAUGUACAAGAGGAGUUAUGGAAAUUAUUUAAUAGAAGGGCGACGCCUAAAGCAUAAAUCAGACUGUUUGAAAGAUCAUAUAGAAAGAGCUCACACUUAUAUAGAAGCAGUGUUGAAUUACGUUCAAUAUCUCAUUGGAUUAGAAUUUUCUGGGAAGUUAGCCUCCAAACAAGGCGCUGACGAAUUUAUAAAGAUAACCACAGAUAGCAUUCGAGUCGUCGAUCAUGUUGUAAAUAGAUGCGGACGACAAGUAAACCCGAAGACAAAUACUUACGAUCGAAGAUUUCUGUUUAUAUGUUUACGUCUUCAAAGCAUAUUAUACCUUAAACUCUUCAACAUCAAAAAAGAAUCUACUAUAAAAUAUAGCAAGGUUCUAUCAGAAUAUUACAAGCAAUACAAACCUGUGGCCAACGCUGGACCUUCGCCAUAUCAUAAACCUGCACAUAACCGAGGAAGUACUGGUACCCCCUCACCUUCUUCACCGAGUCCUGGUCCAUCUCCUGGUGGUAGCAUUGCAUCUGUCGGUAGCGCUGGUAGCAACGGCAGUGCUGGAAGCAACGAAAAAACUACCAAUGGAGUUGGGACCUUCGUUACCAUUCCAUCAGAUAUGCACGAGAACGCUUUUCAAUAUAUGCAAUACACGAAAUAUUUACUACACGGUCAUCGUCUAUGGGAUGACUCGGAACCACUAACUUUACAUUGUCAAGCAUUUCUGACCAAAUUAUCACGCACUGCUGGUAUACUUUCUAUGCAAAGCUCAAUGCUGCAUAUAGUUGAUUAUGUAAAAGUUGGCUUGCAACUGAUCAGAGAGUCACCUCAUUCGUGACGUCACUGAACGGCGAUGUAGUGAUCCCAAUACUCGCUAUAAAUCGUCUGUUUCCUUAUGCAACGUUCUGGUUCAUUGUUGUAUUAAAUAAUAAACUCAAGAAUCCCCAAAUCGUUCAAAGCAAAGUGAGCUUUUUUUACCAAAUGUUUAUCUAAAUCCUUGUUGAAUAAUAGAAGAAAUAAUGCGCAUAAUCAUGGGAUGCCAAUGCGUGUAUCAUUGAAAAAAAUUAUUUAUAUAUAUAUAUACAUAUAAUAUUAUUACAGACUGAUAAACUAGAAGCGAAAAAUAGCUCUAUUUCGGUAUUAUUUGGAGUUCAUCUCCCCUGCAUUCGUAUAUAAAAUAAAAACAUUUUAAUUGUUUUACCGGUGCCACCAUCUUGUAUAGAUUAUUUGUAUAUUUCAGCUUUAAUAUCCAUUACUAAUAUUAUCAAUGUCCGUUCGUGUUCUGUGAAAAAUUUCCUCUGUUAAUAUUUAUACUUUUUAACAUGGACUAAAAUUAUCAACAAAAUAAAUAUUUUUAGUCGGCCUUUUUUUAUACAGUAGUCAAAUUUUAUUCCAGUAUGGUUUAUUUUUCCAACUCGAUUUUUGAAUAUUAUUACGAAAAGUGGACGUCCUAAGAAAUCCACAUUCCCAGUGAGGAAAUAUUUUUUCGUGAUUAAGGUGUUGAAAUUUUGUUAGAGAUUUUUUUUAUCUCAAAGAAUCCCAAAAACGUAUUUAUAAUCUUUUUAAUAAUUAUUUUAAUGUUGAGAAGAAGAAAAUGACGUUGUGUUGUUUAGUUUUAUUUUGAACAUAGAUGACUUGUUGAACGUUUGCGUUUUUUAAAUUCUGCGUACACAGGAAUUAAAACGCUUUCCUUGAAUUAAAAAGUGUUCGAAAGUUUUUUCAUGUAAAUAAUUGCAUUUAGUAGCCGAAAGUGUUCGAGUGAUUUGUCUUUCUUUAAAAAACGCGGUCUUUUUCUGUGUCUUACAUCAAAUAAAAGGUGCCCAAAUAUAAUGUUUCUUUUUUUUUCGCGUGUAGCUAGGUCGUUUACCUAUUUACUGUGCGUUUUAGGUUGGACUGUUGAUUUCUUUAUUUUUUUGUACUUUCCAAUAACGUAAAUAAAUUGCAAAUAAAAUCGUUCUUACAA
This is a messenger RNA of Hydractinia symbiolongicarpus, 5711 nucleotides long. RefSeq lists its product as uncharacterized. The transcript has 24 exons. Gene Ontology annotation, cellular component: super elongation complex; nucleus. NCBI's taxonomy places the organism in Eukaryota, Metazoa, Cnidaria, Hydrozoa, Anthoathecata, Hydractiniidae. Gene Ontology annotation, biological process: regulation of gene expression. The record is from RefSeq and is a predicted model, not a curated record. The coding region runs from base 294 to 4586 and encodes 1430 amino acids.